AUGAAGAGCCUUAAAAAUGUCUCAAUAACUGCUCUUCAGAUGAGGUUUAUCACGACUUCCCCAUAUUUAUCAGGUGAUAGUCAGAUAACUAUCAUGAAAUCAACGUUUUCCAGAUCAUUUCACCCGAUAUUUUAUAACAUUAAUUCAAUUAAAGCUCAGAAAUCCACAUUCAACAGAUUUUUAUCAUCAGUUGUUUAUUGUAAUAAAGAAUAUAAAUACAUUUCUUCGGCAUUUACAGAAUCAAAAACAUAUGAUACAACUGAUUCAUACCAAUUCGAUUGUUGUAAGUUUUCUGGCAUCACUGGAUCACCAUGUCUUGUUCUAAAUAAUCCAGAAAUGACUGUUAGAGUCAGAAAAACUACAAUUCAACAAUGCACAUCAACAGUAGGAACAAUAACAUUAAAUACAAGAAAUACUAUCUUCGAUGGACUCCAGAUGUCAGAUUCUAAAUCUCCAGUUGGCGGAUUUUUUGCCGCAAAUCAACAAUCAAGAUAUGGCGGAGUUUCAUGCUUAUCAUGCACAUUUGUAGGCUCAGAAUAUACAGAUACAACCUCUCGCGACCCAUUUUACAUUAAUACUUCAUCCUGUGUUUUGGAAUUUACAAAUAUAACUUCAAAUAAAAUCAAAACUUGGGGAGCUGUAUUUGGAAUAUCAGCUCCCGAUUAUUUCUGUCUCAAAAACUGCUACGUUAAUAGUUGCGAAGGUAGAUGUAUUUUAUGGUCACAAUAUACUAAGUCCUGUACCGUAGUUUCCUCGACGUUCGGUAGGGUAUCAAUUUUAGAUGGCUCAGGCAAUGCUAUUUUUUGGGCUUCCACUAAAAUGAUUUUCAAAAAUUCAUAUAUCUCUCCAACUUCACAAUCUACCAUUGUUAACCUUCAAUCUGGCGAUGGGUCAUUUUAUUUCUCCUCUUGCUCGUUCACUACAUCCGAUAGUGGCACAAAUUCAGGAACAUCAAAUCAAUUUGGCGCUCCUUCCAAAGGAGAAACGCAAAUAACAUUUGCUCUCUACGAGAAUUGCGAAGGCAUCCCUGCAACACCUCCUCCCACCCCUAAAAUAACCCCGCAAGAGACACUUGUCCCUACAAAAUCUCCUGACACUCCAGAACCAACGCAAUCGCCCGUAGAAACUCCAAGCCCGUCACAAUCUGCGGUUCCUCCUGAGCGAACUGUAUCUGCUACUCCAUGGCCUUCACCUAUUUAUGAAGAAGCAUUUGGAUUUUCAGCUUUGGCCGCAUUUGUUAUUUGUAUCAUUGUUUUCUUCAUUGUUUUCAUUUACAGAGAGUUGCUGGAGAAGUCAUCUUCAGCCACAAUUGAUGAAACAGAGAGAGUUCCGUUUGUUUUAAACAAGAGAUCCUCAUCUUCUGAAAGACGUGGUAAUUAUUUCUCUCUGAGCUCUGGAGAUGAUUCAGACUAA
Molecule: messenger RNA, 1413 nt
Organism: Trichomonas vaginalis G3
Lineage: Eukaryota; Parabasalia; Trichomonadida; Trichomonadidae
Exons: 1
Coding region: 1-1413 (470 amino acids)
Source: RefSeq, a predicted model, not a curated record